This is a messenger RNA of Pungitius pungitius (ninespine stickleback), 1872 nucleotides long. RefSeq names its product cadherin-20-like. Lineage: Eukaryota; Metazoa; Chordata; Actinopteri; Perciformes; Gasterosteidae. Gene Ontology annotation, cellular component: plasma membrane; catenin complex; adherens junction. Gene Ontology annotation, biological process: cell-cell adhesion mediated by cadherin; multicellular organism development; homophilic cell-cell adhesion. Gene Ontology annotation, molecular function: calcium ion binding; cadherin binding. The record is from RefSeq and is a predicted model, not a curated record. The transcript has 8 exons. The coding region runs from base 29 to 1792 and encodes 587 amino acids.
AGGCGUGGUCCGUGUGUCCCUGGCAGACAUGGACAGGGAGACCAGAGAGAACUACACCGUGGUCAUCCAGGCCAAGGACAUGGGCGGUCAGCUGGGGGGGCUCGCCGGCACCACCACCGUCAACAUCAGGCUGAGCGACGUCAACGACAACCCGCCCACCUUUGACCAGAGGCUGUACCAGAUGAGCAUCCCGGAGGCGGCCCCCGUGGGCUCCGUGGUGGGACGCAUCUGGGCCAAGGACCGGGACGUCGGGGUCAACGCCGAGAUGGAGUACAGCAUCAUCGACGGGGACGGGAGGGACACGUUCGACAUCAGCACCGACCCGACCAACCUCUUCGGCAUCGUCACGGUGAAAAGGCCGCUCAACUUUGAGAGCAAGCCCAGUUACACUCUUAAAGUGGAGGGCGCCAACACCCACCUGGACCCGGCCUUCCAGCACCGCGUGCCCUUCAAGGACGUGACCAUCGUGCACGUGAGCGUGGAGGACGUGGACGAGCCGCCGCUCUUCGACAUGCCGGCGUACUACGUGGAGCUCUCCGAGGACGCCGAGGUCGGCACCGUGGUGACGGCGGUGACGGCGAGGGACCCCGACGCCGCCAACGACACCGUCAGGUACUCCAUCGAGAAGUCCAGCGACCCCGACAAGUUCUUCUACCUGGAGAUCACCUCCGGGUCGCUGAUGACGGUGCGCUCGCUGGACCGAGAGCGGGUCGGCUGGCACAACAUCACCAUCCUCGCCAUGGAGAUGAAUAACCCCACGCAGAUCUCCAGCGCCUCGGUGGCCGUGAGGGUCCUCGACGUGAACGACAACCCUCCCUCCCUGACGCACUACCUGGAGGCCUACGUGUGCGAGAGCGCCAAAGCGGGACAGCUGAUCCAGACGGUGACGGCCGUGGACCCAGACCAGCCGCUGGGUGGACAACACUUCAACUACCGCCUGGCUCCAGAGGCCGCCAACAACCCCAACUUCACCCUGAGGGACAACCAAGACAACACGGCGUGGAUCCUGACGCGGCGAGGGGGCUGGUCCCAGCAGGAUCAGACCGUGUUCUACCUGCCCGUGGUCAUCUCGGACGGCGAGCAGCCGGUGCAGACGAGCACCAGCACGCUGACCGUGCGCGUGUGCAGCUGCGACCGCGAGGGCAACGUCAUGUCGUGCAACGCCGAGGCGCACAGCCUGCCCGCCAGCCUCAGCCGGGGGGCGCUCAUCGCCAUCCUGGCCUGCAUCUUCGUGCUGCUCGUGAUGAUCCUGCUCAUGCUCUCCCUGCGGACCCACCGCAAGAAGCCCUUCCUGUGCGACGAGGAGGAGAACGUGCACGAGAACAUCGUGCGCUACGACGACGAGGGCGGCGGCGAGGAGGACACCGAGGCCUUCGACAUCGGCGCCAUGUGGAACCCGCGCGAGGCGCACCACCGACCCCCCCCCCGCCAGCCCCCCCACCCGGGGGGCAAGGCGAGGCAGGACAUGCUGCCGGAGAUCGAGAGCCUGUCGCGCUACGUCCCGCAGGCGUGCGUGGCGGGCGGCGGCGUCGGCGAGGACAGCAACGUGCACGGCUACGUGCUGGCGAAGCUCCUGGACGCCGACUCCGACACGUGCGCCCCCCCCUACGACUCCCUGCAGACCUACGCCUACGAGGGGGAGGGCUCGGUGGCCGAGUCGCUCAGCUCGCUGCAGUCGGGGGCGUCCAACGCCGACCACGAGUACGACUACCUCAGCGAGUGGGGGCCUCGCUUCAAAAGGCUGGCGGAGAUGUACGGCGCGCUGGAGACCAACGCCGCCCCCGUGUGGUAGAACGCCGCGCCCCCCCCCCACACUCUUUUCUGAAAUCGGAGAUGAAUCACUCAAAACAAAAGAGACGGACAAAAAAAGAA